AUGGUGGCGAGACUUGAGGCAGACAACGAGGAUCAGGAAGACAUUGCUGACGACGAAAUCCCUGGCGUACUCGAUUGUGGAUACUACACGCUUGUGCCCGAUGAGAAUGGUGAAAUUCUCGUUCCUAUGGGUGGAAAUAAGUCUUUGUCUGACGACUUCGAUGAUGGAGCGGGAGCUUGGAAGAAGAAAAGUGCGCCGGAGCCUAUGGCAGGUGGCUGGAAUGAUGCCAGCUUCCCGAGGCAUAAGCACUUGGAAUUAUACGAAGAGAUAAUGGCUGACAGCGGAAUUAACAAUGCUAGCAAGGGCGAAAUCAUCUACCAAUACAGACCCCACAAGUUCAGGAACGCGGCCCGCGUUCAGCAUCAAGAGAAGGAGAACAAGACCGACGAAGGAAUACGGGAGCCUGCAACUGGCGUUGGAGAGAGGAAGAGCGAGAGUGAGAGCGUGACCAGUGGCGACGGUCAUGGCGAUGAGAACGAGGAUGGCGAUGAGGAUCAUGUAGCGGCUGGCGGACAGAAAAUGUGCAACAAAGAGGAUGAGGACUGA
Paraphaeosphaeria sporulosa is the source of this 546-nucleotide messenger RNA. RefSeq lists its product as uncharacterized. Bases 1 to 546 code for a protein of 181 amino acids. The record is from RefSeq and is a predicted model, not a curated record. Lineage: Eukaryota; Fungi; Ascomycota; Dothideomycetes; Pleosporales; Didymosphaeriaceae. The transcript has 2 exons.